GGCGGGGCGGGGCCCUGCGCGCAGGUGAGCGGCGGGGCAGGGCGGGGCGCAACUGCGUUUCGGUGCCGGGGCGCCGCUGAGGCCACUUGCAGACACCGGCCACAGUUGUGUUCUAGGAAGACUGAGGCGCCCCCCUACCCCCAGUCAUGGCCCGCUCGGCCUGCGGGUUCUCAAUCUCACUGCUGGGGGCCCUGCUGCUGGGCACAGCACACCUGCUGCGCGGGACAGAAGCGUCUGAGAUUGUUCUGCCCCAUGGAAGUGGCGUUACAGUGCACAUUAAGCUGGUGAGCCCAGCCCUUCCCGUGAAACUCUGCUACAUCAUCAUGUUUAGACAGCAUAUAACCGAGUUGAUUGUCAGACCUGGAGAAAGAAAGUCUUUUACCUUUAGCUGCAGCAAUCCGGAGAAGCACUUUGUCAUGAAGAUCGAGAAGAAUAUUGACUGCAUGUCAGGCCCGUGUCCUUUUGGGGAGGUUCGUCUUCAGCCAUCCACAUCAGAACUACCCAUCCUCAACAGAACCUACAUCUGGGAUGUUAGAGCUCAUAAGAGCAUUGGCUUGGAGCUGCAGUUCGCAACCCCUCGACUGAGGCAGAUUGGACCAGGCGAGAGCUGUGCAGACGGGGUGACUCACUCCAUCAGUGGCCAUAUAGAUGCCACUGAGGUCAGGAUUGGGACCUUCUGCAGUAACGGCACCGUGUCCCGGAUCAAGAUGCAAGAGGGUGUGAAAAUGGCCUUACACCUGCCCUGGUUCCACCCCAGGAACAUCUCAGGCUUCAGUAUUGCAAAUCGAUCAUCUAUCAAACGCCUGUGCAUCAUUGAGUCAGUCUUUGAGGGUGAAGGCUCAGCGACCCUGAUGUCAGCCAACUACCCCGGAGGCUUCCCUGAGGACGAGCUUAUGACCUGGCAGUUUGUUGUCCCUGCACACCUAAGGGCCAGUGUCUCCUUCCUCAACUUUAACGUCUCCAACUGUGAGAGGAAGGAGGAACGCGUUGAGUACUAUAUCCCAGGUUCCACCACCAACCCGGAGGUGUUCAGGCUGGAGGACAAGCAGCCAGGAAACAUGGCUGGGAACUUCAACCUCUCACUGCAAGGCUGCGACCAGGAUGCCCAGAGCCCAGGAAUCCUUCGGCUCCAGUUUCAGGUCCUGGUCCAACGUCCACAGAAUGAAAGCAAUAAAACCUACAUGGUGGACCUGAGUCAAGAGCGAACCAUGUCGCUCACCAUAGAGCCACGGCCAGUCAAACAUGGCCGCAGGUUUGUUCCUGGGUGCUUCGUGUGUCUAGAGUCUCGGACUUGUAGUACCAAUGUCACCCUGACAGCUGGCUCCAAACACAAGAUUUCCUUCCUGUGCGAUGACUUGACACGCCUGUGGGUGAAUGUGGAGAAAACCCUAAGCUGUCUAGACCACCGUUACUGCUACAAGAAGUCCUUCAACCUGCAGGUGCCUAAGGACAUCCUCCAGCUGCCUGUGCAGCUGCAUGACUUCUCCUGGAAGCUACUGGUGCCCAAGGACAGGCUCAGCCUUAUGCUGGUGCCGGGCCAGAAGCUGCAGCAACAUACACGAGAGAGGCCUUGUAACACCAGCUUCAGCUACCACGUGGCCAGCACUAACCCUGGCCAGGACCUGUACUUUGGUUCCUUCUGCCCAGGAGGCUCCAUCGAGAGGAUCCAGGUGAAACAAAAUAGCUCAGUGACACUGCGAACCUAUGCUCCCAGUUUUCAACAAGAAGCCUCCAAGCAAGGCCUGACAGUGUCCUUCAUACCGUAUUUCAAAGAGGAAGGCAUCUUCACGGUGACCCCAGACACAAAAAACAAGAUCUAUCUGAGAUCACCCAACUGGGACCAUGGCCUGCCUGCCCUCUCCUCAGUGUCUUGGAACAUCAGUGUGCCUAGCAACCAAGUGGCUUGUCUGACCAUCUUCAAAGAGCGUUCUGGCUUGGCCUGCCAGUCAGGGCGUGCAUUCAUGAUCAUCCAGGAGCAGCAGACCCGGGCAGAGGAGAUCUUCAGCCUGGAGGAGGAAGUCCUGCCGAAGCCAAGUUUCCACCAUCACAGCUUCUGGGUUAACAUCUCCAAUUGCAGCCCCAUGAAUGGCAAGCAGCUAGAUUUGCUCUUCUGGGUGACUCUUAGCCCAAGGACUGUAGAUUUGGCUGCCAUCAUUGGUGCAGUGGGAGGCGGAGCUCUGCUGCUGUUUGCCCUGGGACUCAUCAUCUGCUUUGUGAAAAAGAAGAAGAAGGUGGAUAAGGGUCCUGCUGUGGGUAUCUAUAAUGGCAAUGUCAACACCCAGGUCCCCCAGACCCAAAAGUUCCAGAAAAGGCGAAAGGACAAUGACUCCCAUGUGUAUGCUGUCAUCGAAGACACCAUGGUAUAUGGGCACUUGCUGCAGGACUCAGGUGGAUCCUUCAUCCAACCAGAGGUGGACACCUACCGGCCCUUCCAAGGUCCCAUGGGAGACUGCCCUCCCACCCCACCCCCUAUAUUCUCCAGGACCCCAACUGCAAAGUUCACUGCAGAUGAGCCGGCUCCUAGUAGCCCUCCUGAGUCUGACAGUGAACCCUACACUUUCUCUCACCCCAACAAGGGGGAGGUUGGUGUCAGGGAGACUGGCAUCCCCUUACUCAAUAUCCAGGGACCAGUGGAGACUGAAGAGUAAUUUGGCCCCAUUCCAAAGACUUUGCUAAGAUGCAUGGCACCAGACAUUGAGACAUGAAGAACUGUCCCAUCAAGAAGUCAGAGGGAAGUACAAUCAGCUAGAAGGGAGAGUAGCUUUUGUAAGGUGCCAUCAAAUCUUGGUCUGCUUCCAGCGAUAAGUAUGGCUUCUGAUGGAGAUGCCAUCCUAAAGCUCAGGCCUUCCUGGACUCAAGUUGUGUUGGGGCUGGCCACCGGGACAGAAGAGAGACAUGAUCCACCCAGACAGGACUACAAUGAGCCCUGGAUUCCUGGAUUCCCAAUGAUAAGAAGAGACUUAGCUGACUCCCAGGAACUCCAUUUGAGGUCUCUGCUCUCACUGGAGUCCUAUGGAUGAAAAUGGCAAUGUGCUUUUUUAUUAGUAGUAGUUGUAUUUAUUCGGUGGUCCUGUAGGUUUUUAAAAAGUUGGAUGUGGAGCUGAGGGUAUAGCCCAGUUGGUAGAGUACUUGCCUAACAUGUGCAAAGCUCUGGGCUCCAUCCUCAGCACUGCAUAAAAGCAGGCAGGAUGGUACACACCUGUAAUCUCAGGAGGAUCAGAAUUUCAAGUCAUCUUUGAGUAUGCUGUGAGUUGAAGGCCCCUUGGUCUGUGUAAGAUCCUCUUGAGAACAUGCACAGCUCUUUUGACCCCUGUAGUCAUGACUCGUGCUAACUGGUUUGGACAGCUGUGCUUUGGUUUUUGCAGACCUCUAGAUAAAUGUACACCUGUGGGGAAGAUGAUGAUCUACCCAGCCAGAAGAGUAUCUGCAUUUGUGUAUCUCUUACUCAGUAAGAGAUUUCACAAUCCUCCUUGACUGCAUACAGCUGUCCCCCUGCAGAGUUUAUCACAGAUCCCCUCGUCCCUUACUCCUAGAAAAAAGAGAAAGUUCCUUGAGCUGCCCUGUGUGGUGUGUGGCUCUCCCAGCUGCAGCAAUACUUUACAUAUAACAGAAAAUUUGAGAAUAACUUGAUCCUUUAAAAAUAUAUAAAUAUAGGCAGUGGUGCUCCAUGCCUUUUAUCCCAGAACUUGGGAGGCAGAGGCAGGCAUAUCUCAGUGACUUUGAGGCCAACCUGGACUAUAUAGUAAGUUCUAGGACACCCAGGGCUACACAGAGAAACCCAGCUAAACAAAACAAAACAAAAAGAAAAGAAAGAUACUGUAAUACAUACACACCAAGACAGUGGCCAGCUGUAUCAAUUUCAUGGUAUUACUGCAGCACAUCCUUUAGUGGCAUCAAUACAGUUCUAGAGAUCAGAAUUCCCAAACUAGCUUGAGUAAACUAAAAUCAGGGUGUUGUUAAAGCUGUGCUUCCAAGGCUCUCAGAAUUCCCUUGCAUUUCCCAGCAUCUAGAAGCAUCCAUGGCUGGGCAAGUCUGUCUUGGUAUAGCUGGUCACUAAUUGAGCCACUUGCUACUUUCACUUGCAGAUCCAAUGUAGUUCCCAUAUCAACAGCCUUAACUUAAUCACCCGGGAAAAGUCCCUUUACUGUGUUUCAGGUACAACAGCCACUGGCUGGGAGGUGUGAGCAUCUCUGAGGAUAAGAGGAGGGCAUUGUUCUACCUCUCCCACCCUGCUGCCACUGGUACUCAAAGGAGACCAUACAAAAUGACUCAUCCUAAAAAGUGUUUGGUUUAGUAUAUGUAUAUAUACAUGUAUAUAUGUAUGUAUGUAUAUGUAUGUAUGUGUAUAUAUAUAUAUAUAUAUAUUUUUUUUUUUUUUUUUUUAAGUUAAAAUUUUUUUCCCUAACAAUCCAGCUCAUAGGACCUGUUCAUGCUGGGCACAUAUCCUUGACCAGAGAUGCCCAGCUAAAGUGAGUCACAGGUGGCUCUGGCCCUCAAAUAGGACAUCCAGGGUAACUUAGUCCCCAUCUUACUUGGUUGCCUCUAUUCUGUGGCUAUGUGCUUGUGGUUUAGAGUGACACUGAAUUGUAUGAAAAGCAAAGGAGGCACUUUCAACACUUAGAGAGUGAGGAGACAGCCAAAGUUCCUCCUGCCGUGAUGUAGAGGGAAAGCCAUAAUAGUAUAGCUUAGCACAUUACAGAACUCAGGACUCUGGCAAACUUCCAGGAAAUAAGUGUGAUUCAUGAUUCUCAGGGAAUUGGCCUUGGAAAGGGAACAUCUUGCCUAUGCAGCCUCUGAGACAGAGCUCCUGGCCCUCUUGAGCCAUCUCCAAGAAGGAGAGGGUUCACUUUUUAUAUCAUACCCUGGAGGAUGUUCAUGCACCUUUUCUUUCCGAAAACUUUCCUCUAACUCCUUUCCAGGAGAGAAGGUUGUCUCCUACCCAGCUACCCAAGGUGCUGAUGCCCCUCCAUCAAGGUAGGGUCAGGGACAGCUGUGGCUCCUUCCUUAACCUGGAAUCACCAUGCUGAGCAGGCCCCAUAUACUUUCUCUCCAAAGCCUUCUCCCGUCAAAUGCCCCUUGAGAAGACAAUCAGUUUCGUGUGUUGGUUCUUACUGUGUGUCAGCCCAGUACCCUUCUACCUUGGUUCUGCUGACUUAGCACCCAUUGGCUGGGCCUGUGGCUGUAUAUGACUUGACUCUCCCAUGGGGACAAGCCAAAGUCCAUCAACUGUAACAUCAGUACAGGUUGGAGGACCAGUCUCUGGAUCUGCAAUGCAUAUAUGAAAAUUAUUUAUUUAAUGACAAAAUCUUAUUCAUUUACUUUUAUAAAUAAACAUAUACAAAAUAAAUGCAUGUCCGUUUGUU
Molecule: messenger RNA, 5363 nt
Organism: Mastomys coucha (southern multimammate mouse)
Lineage: Eukaryota; Metazoa; Chordata; Mammalia; Rodentia; Muridae
Gene: Cdcp1
Product: CUB domain containing protein 1
Exons: 9
Coding region: 147-2648 (833 amino acids)
Source: RefSeq, a predicted model, not a curated record